Nicotiana attenuata is the source of this 1935-nucleotide messenger RNA. RefSeq lists its product as uncharacterized. Gene Ontology annotation, molecular function: nucleic acid binding; RNA-DNA hybrid ribonuclease activity. The transcript has 2 exons. The record is from RefSeq and is a predicted model, not a curated record. Bases 1 to 1935 code for a protein of 644 amino acids. Lineage: Eukaryota; Viridiplantae; Streptophyta; Magnoliopsida; Solanales; Solanaceae.
AUGCCCGGUCUUAGUCCUAAGGUAGCCGUUUAUCAUUUGGGGAUCAAAAGUGGAACACGCCCUGUGAAGCAGUCACAACGCAUGUUCCGACCGGAGCUAGUACCACAAAUUGAAGUCGAAGUCAACAAGCUUAUCGAGGCGGGAUUUAUUCGAGAGGUGAAGUACCCAUCAUGGAUAUCAAAUAUUGUACCUGUCAAGAAGAAGAAUGGUCAAAUACGUGUUUGUGUUGACUUUCGAGACCUAAACAAGGCAUGUCCGAAAGAUGGCUUUCCGCUGCCAAUUAUUGAACUCAUGGUUGAUGCUACAACAGGGCAUGAAGCUAUGUCAUUCAUGGUUGGGUCCUCCGGAUACAAUCAAAUCAGAAUGUCUCCAAAGGAUGAAGAGUGUACUGCUUUCCGAACUCCAAAAGGGAUAUAUUGCUACAAAGUGAUGCCCUUCGGUCUAAAGAAUGCUGGUGCCACCUACCAAAACGCGAUGCAAAACAUCUUUGAUGACAUGCUUCAUAAGAGGGUUGAAUGCUACGUCGAUGACUCGGUGGUAAAGACGAAGAAUAGGCGUUAUCACCUUAAAGACCUUCGAAUUGUUUUUGAAAGGUUAAGAAAAUUCGACCUGAAGAUGAAUCCACUCAAGUGUGCAUUUGGAGUUACCUCAGGAAAGUUUCUUGGCUUUAUUGUGCGUCAUCGUGGAAUUGAAGUUGAUCCUGCAAAGAUUGACGCCAUUCAGAAAAUGCCUAAGCCAAAGAACUCGAGAGAGCUUCGAAGUCUCCAAGGAAACUUAGCAUUCAUCCGGAGGUUCAUCUCUAAUCUAGCCGGACGGUGUCAACCCUUCAAUCAUCUAUUGAGGAAGGAUAUCCCUUUUCAUUGGGAUCAGUCAUGUCAAAAUGCUUUUGAAAGCAUCAAAAAAUACUUGCUGAAUCCACCUGUGUUAGGGGCGCCAAUGCUUGGGAAGCCAUUGAUACUCUACAUCGCGGCACAGGAACCUGAUCACCCUCUUCCGGCGGAAUGGGAGCUUUCGGAUGAGUUUCCAGAUGAAGACGUUUUGCUCAUCAAAGAGUUUUCACCAUGGACAAUGUUCUUUGAUGGAUCUGCACGUCGUAACGGUGCGGGGACAGGUGUGGUGUUGAUCUCUCCAGAAAGACAAGUCUUGCCAUUCUCCUUUGUUUUAGGUGAAACAUGCUCCAACAAUGCCGCGGAGUACCAAGCUUUGAUCGUCGGGCUCGAAAUGGCAUUAGAAAUGAAGAUUCUACAGUUGGAGAUCUACGGCGACUCUAAGCUGAUCAUCAACCAACUUUUGGGAAGUUACGAGGUAAAGAAGGAAGAUCUAUUGCCAUUCCAUGAAUACGCUUCUGAUUUACUUGAAAAAUUCGACCGAGUGUUCUUAAACCACGUCCCAAGAGAAGAAAAUCGCAAGGCUGAUGCUUUGGCUAACUUGGCCACGACGAUGGCACUUGGAGAGAAUGAGUCAACAAAGGUAUAUAUGUGUCAUCGAUGGGUUAUUCCUAGACUUCUGGAUCUUCAAAUCAAUGAAAGCCAUCAUACGUCUGUUCGAGUGAUUGAAGAAGAAGAUUGGAGGCAACCAUUGAUAGAAUACCUUGAACAUGGAAAGUUACCCGAAGAUCCGCGACAAAGAACAGACAUCAAGCGAAGGGUACCACGAUUCAUCUUCUAUAAGGGGACAUUAUUUCGCCGCUCUUUUGAAGGACUAUUCUUGCGAUGUCUUGACAAAGAAGAAGCCCGCCAAGCGAUGGAGGAAGCACAUUCUGGCUCAUGUGGAGCACACCAAUCUGGUCCCAAGCUCCAUUUUCGCAUCAAGAGGAUGGGCUACUACUGGGCGACAAUGGUGAAGGAUUGCAUGGAUCAUGCCAAAGAUGUCAAGCGUGUCAAUUUCAUGCCAACUACAUCCACCAACCUCCAGAGCCUCUUCACCCAACUGUAG